Molecule: messenger RNA, 2271 nt
Organism: Zootermopsis nevadensis
Lineage: Eukaryota; Metazoa; Arthropoda; Insecta; Blattodea; Termopsidae
Source: RefSeq, a predicted model, not a curated record
UAUGCGGAACGCGUAGUAGCUAGCGUGGUGAGGCGAGAGCCACCUGUACAGUUCGCUUUUGUAACCUUCAGUUGUUAACUUGCUGUGAAAGUGAGCAGAUGGCUACGUUAGCCUCGAUGCUGUGCGUUUAAGAAAGGCGUGCUUUGAGGAACACCACAGUGAAUCUAGAUUUAGAACACAACAAUACUUGCAGACAAUCAUUAAUAUUGCAAUACACAUUGUUGACGGGGAGUUAAUGUUUCCGUAUGUUUAUAACAUGACAAAAACUUGAGAAACAUGAUAGAUAUGUCAUCAGAUAUUCGGUAACGAUAUUAUAAGGCGGAGAGAAACAGAAUUCAAAAUAUAAAAGUUUUAACGUGUGUUGUGCAAGUGAAUACGUAAAGAUUUUUGAAAAAAAGUUUUGUAAAGACGAUUUGUGAACAUACUAACAUAUCUGUUACGCAAUAAUUCACACAUAUAUAAUGGAGAAUGCAGGGAGAAAAUACGCGGAACUCCUACAUCUAAAACGGAUACUAACUUUUGUUCUCGUCACAGCACUGAUUCAGGUACAAUGCCACGCCUUGGUGGACCAGGACUUUACGCCUACAGUUACGGCAACCUGCAAGGCUGGAUACAUGACUAUAAAUGUAAAAACGAACCAGUCAUUUUACGGUGCAGUGCAAUCUCGCGACUACCGGUCUCCGAGUUGCAUGACAUACGGAAACGGAAGUCACAUGACGACACUGGGUAUCAAUUUACUAGCUAAUAAUGGAGCUCCAGAUUACUGCGGAGUUCUUGUCAACAACAAAACUGAAGAAAGAUCUUUACCUAUCGCAGUUAGGGUCCAUAAGACCCUAGAGUUGGCAGACGAUAAAUUUUACGUCAUCACAUGCGGAAAAGCCGGCUUCAAGAACGCGCGAAACGAGACUUCGCUUGUUUCCCUAAAAUUGCUGGAAAAGGGGAAAAGAAUUCACGAAGCUGUCUACAGCCAUCCUUAUACGCUACGAGCUGACAUAUCGAGACCGGACGGUACCUACGGUAUUCGAGUAAAGUCUUGUUUCGCAUUCAGUAAAAGAAACAGUACUGUAUCUCUCAUAGACGACAGAGGAUGCCCUGUGAACCCGAGGGUCAUUUCCCAGUUCAAAUACGACGAAAAAGUUGGAGCUGCAGACGCAACAUUGUACUCCAUGUUCCGAUUUCCAGAAUCCAGCGAGGUUCAUUUCCAGUGUGACAUCGCAGUCUGCAAAGGGGUCUGCCCGGACGUGCAGUGUGAGACAGACUUGGAGCCCCUUCCAGCUGCUCAAGCCAGAGCUCAAGACAAAGACAUAUAUAGUACCGAAACGUCGUCCAAUGACGAGGGCGUUCUUAUGGCCAGUACGAGCGUCUUCGUAUUGGAUCCCGGCGACAGCCCUACUGUUCAGGAGCUGUGUGAAGGCGGCGUGAACCCACCUUGGCUACUGUACCUGUGCAUAGCGUUUGGAAUAAUGUUCCUUAUUAUGCUAAUCAUCAACAUUUUCCUUUGCUCUGCAAUGACGUGUUCUUGUGCUAGAACUGAAGUCAUAGAGAAAGAACCCAGUAUAAUUGAAGAUUACGAUCCGUACAGGAGCUGGCAUGGCUCUCAGUAUGGUUCCAGGUACUCCCUAAAUGGGAAGCCCGGGUACACAUCUGGUGGGUCUACGAUGAACUCUACAAGAUCCAUCUCAACCAACAGCGACCACUAUGCCAUCGUGCACUCCCGACCAGGUAGCCGCUACUCAGCCCCGGGGUCUCACAAGGCGGCCACACUAUCACAUCCACACCAUCACAAUCGCGGUCCACCGUCAAACAUCGGGUCACACUAUUCCGGAAAACUGUGAUCAAAAUAAUAACGUGUAUUUUUUUUAAUGUAUCUCACGCGUCGUAUGGUCAAACAGAGUACAAACCAGUGGAUAAAUUCAAAACAAUUAAGUGUAAGCUUGUCUACGUAAAUAUCUAGCUAUUACAUUAUUUGUGACGUUUAGAAAGUUUUCAGGUUUGCCAUAAAAUAAAAUAUAAACGUGAUUAUCGUGUGAUCAAACUUCGUAUUUCUGUAAAUCGGUAGGUAAAUGCCGUGCCAUAUCUCAGGCGGUCUCAGUCCACUGGAACAAUAACAAAAGACUUUGUUUGACCUCAGAAGUUCAGGACACAAAGAACACGCGUAAAAAUAUAUCUUGGUUAUAAAGUGAUAAAUAUGCCAGUAUGUAAUAUAUGGCAAUUUUCUUUUAAGUUCGUUUAACUACUGAAGAAAUAUAGAACUUUCCUAGAAAAAUCGUA